UGAUGAUUGUAGUUGUCUCAGUAAGUGGGAGGUAUAUGAAUCACAUUAAUUCGAUCUAAUACACUAAAGCAUCAGAAAUAUUAAAAGACAAGUGAUCAGUUAUUAAUAUUUCACUGAAAGAAAUGAAGCUGAAUUUUAAUGUGUGGACUUGGUAUUAUCUGUGUAUCGGCUUACGUUUCUUGGACAAAUGUAAAAUGACGUUUGCCACCACGAUUCAACUGGAGGCUGAGAAUCACCUUCUCACACAGAACAACGUUGACUUCAAAACCAUACACAUUGCAGAAGAAAAGUCUCUCCUUGUUGGAAGUGAGGAUCUCUUACAUUUUUACCUCUGUUUAAACGAAGACAGCUAUGUGACUAUACAACACGUGUGCGGGUUUCAAAGUGGAAAUAUGAGACAGCUUCAAGUUGCUGUAGAUGAAACUGAUAUUUUAUCGUUUGAAUUACCAGAAAUGAAAAGUGAAGUACCCUCCAUACCAUGUGUAGGUUUGAAUUUUACUAUGAAUCUUCUAUCAGGACGACACCUUCUCACUUUUAAGAAAAUGUUCGCCGACACUGACCAUUUUUUUAUCGAUAACUUCCAGAUUGACUUUCCUGGAAUUUAUAUAACCAAUAGUAUUCUUCAGUGUUCCACAAUGUGUUUAGAAAGUAUAAACCUACCAAAAUUUGAUGUAAAUCAAUUAAAUUCUUCAGUGGUUGGACGGAUAAAAAAUAACAACUAUAAUACCACGUGUGCAGAGGUGGAUAAUAUCAACAUCCCUAUUUAUCAUGAACAAGCAAAAGUAUUAAAAGUAACCGCUAUACAUCCUGCAUACCACUCUUUUGAAAAUACCAAGAUUCAUGACUUCAAAAACUGCAAGCAGACUGAAUCAGUCAUAUUCAAUGUUAGAAACUAUCUACUAGGACAGCCAUUAUUUACUUUGAAAGGGUUCGUUUUGCGAGAGGCUAGAUACUUAUCGAGACGUACUAUCUUAUUGAAGUUUUACUUGGAAGGGCCAAUAACGGACUCUGUGAAUAGCGAAAUCGGAAGCAAUAUCCAUUUGCAAGUUAGUCCCAUAAAAUUCGACACUGACAUUAUUUUUUCUCAUUACGGAAGAACAGAAAGAUGGAUAUCAUCAUCGCCUAUUACAUUUUCUAGUGAUAAGUUACAACAUACAUGGAAUGUUCCAGACUUCACGUGGUCGUCAACAUCUUCAAACUAUAUCAGUUUUAUUUUACCAGAAAACUUAACAACUUCUCUGAUAGUUAAAAGGUUGUCCAUAGAAAAGAGGCACGUGCGUCAAGAUAUCCCCUUUACUAUGUUUUCAAACGAACGUUCACUCCUAGAAGGGGUAGACAAAGACUUUUGGUGGCCCAAAAAUAAUGAUACAAUGACGGUAAAGGUAAUUGAAACGGGUAAAAUAUUUAGUAAUGCUGACUACCUACGUAUAUAUAUACCUGUGCCAUGGAAUUCUAUUAACUGGUGUCAGACAUUUGUCAUAUAUCAGGAUGGUAAUGUUCGGAUUUUACCUAUUACGCCACCUGGUGUUGAUUGGAUUCCUUUUGGAUCGUCUUUGGUUGUUGGUGAAACCAACCCUAUUUCACGCCGUCCAUUUUCUUCAAUCCGCCAUAUUGAUUUCCUUGCAAAACAAUUUCGGAUGGAUAUUUAUUAUUAUGACGGAAACAAUGCAUCUUUAGUACUGAAUUCAAAAAUGUUUGAAACAUCUAUGACUAUAAGUAAUUUUCAAUUUAAAAAGAAAUCCCUGCUUCCGGUUCUGACUUUUAGAUCCAUGUUUGUUACCGAGGGGAAUUCAGACUGUGAUCAUGUUAAUGUGGAUGGAAAGCAGGAUUUCAGAAUUCAAUCAAACUGGACAGACAUUUCAGGAUCAACUUUUUUCUUCUACAGAAAAUGCAUUUCAAAGCACAAUACGCAAAGUCCUGAUUACUUAGUUCAAAUUUUAGAGUAGUAAUUUGCUUAAAACGCGUUUGACAUUUUAAAAAUCUAUAUGUUAGACACAACGUUAAAAUAAUUGAAAUCCAAUGAAAAUUAAUAGUCUAGUGAUAGGGUAGUUGUUUUGACAUUCGCGAGAAUAAAACAUAUUUGGUUCAGAAUAAGUAAUAUUAUAUUUUAAUUUUACAUAAACAUAUUUUUUGUUGAUCUAUUUUAAGUAUUCUGACUUCUGAUUUUCAAUUUGUGUCUGUCCUUUGAUUGACAUAUUUCUUCCAACUCCUUAAAUUCAUGCUUGGUGGUUUUGAUUACAAAUACUAUCUUCCUUGUUUUUAAUGAUUAGUUAGAUAAUUCAUUAAUUCCGCUACAUUUCCAUGUUCCUGUCCCAAUUUACGAACUUCUUCAUUUGUAUGGUAUAUUUCAAUGCUUUUUCUUCAUUUGGUUUUGAGAAGUUGGUAUACAUUACCGGUUUUUGAUUGAUUCUGUUUGUGCCAACUUUCGGAAAACUUACAGCAUAAAGGGUUCGUGUUGUUUAUUCUUUAGUUGUCUAUGUUGUGGCAUGUGUUCUAUUGUUUGUCUCUUUGUAUUUUUCAUUUUUAGCCAUAGCAUUGUCAGUUUAUUUUCGAUUUAUGUGUGUGACUGUCCCUCUGGUAUCUUUCGUCCCUCUUUUGUAAAGAUUCUUUUUUCUAUUUCAAUUUCUUGAAUACUUUGUGUGCCUUCUAAAUGUUGUUUCGUUUUUGUUGUCGUUUAUUUUCUGUCUAAUUGACGCUUGGUCCACAUCUUCUAUUAUUUAAACACAAGUAUUAAGCAAAACUAUUUUUAGUUCGGAUAACUGUAAUAGGUUACACCCUCAAUAAAUUCACCCCACUAACGUCAAAGCUAAUAAUCACAAUUUAAAAAAAAUAUUGUGUUCAAACCCUUUGAUUCAAUUAGAAGGUGGAGAACAAAUGUGAAGGUCAUAUUGUUACAAUACUCCAAUGAAACGAUCAAAUCUCCGGUAAACUAAAAUCAUUUAGAAGACACAAAGUUUUCAACCAAACACCUAUAAGUCGAAUAAGGGUAAACAUAAAGCGCGCCACUAUAGUUUGAACAUACACAACCCCACAAAAACCAGGACUGGAGAGGAACUCACUGAUUUUAUUAUUAAAUUCUCAUAUUGCAAUUUUCAAAGAUUGCUUAUCCUGUUGAGGAAGUUUUUGAUAAGCAUAGUUAAGACAAUACAAAACAUAUUCUGCUGUCCUUUUUUAUGGUCGGGUUGUUGUCUCUUUGAUACAUUCCCCAUUUCCAUUCUCAAUUUUAUCUCUCGAGUGCAUAUCCUAUGUACAAACUUUGUUGUCUCUUUCAUUUAAAUGAGACGGUUGUAAUGUUGUUGUAAUCACUGUUCAUUUAUCCUAUACAUUAAAGUUUUAUAGAGUAUCGUGUUUGUGUAUAUUUAAGGAUAUGCCUAUGCUGUUCUAGUACCGAUAUAUUGCAUAAACUAAAGAAAAA
Molecule: messenger RNA, 3415 nt
Organism: Mytilus trossulus (common blue mussel)
Lineage: Eukaryota; Metazoa; Mollusca; Bivalvia; Mytilida; Mytilidae
Exons: 2
Coding region: 123-1946 (607 amino acids)
Source: RefSeq, a predicted model, not a curated record